Molecule: messenger RNA, 591 nt
Organism: Populus nigra (black poplar)
Lineage: Eukaryota; Viridiplantae; Streptophyta; Magnoliopsida; Malpighiales; Salicaceae
Exons: 1
Coding region: 151-354 (67 amino acids)
Source: RefSeq, a predicted model, not a curated record
AUCUCUUCACCUUAGCUCCUCUUUUCUUCCCACUCUCAACUUCUAAACUCAAAACACACUGUAUCAAUCUCAGAUCAUCAUCAACCAAGCAAACGAACAUAAUUAGCUUUAGGCAGGAAAGAAAGAGACAGUAGAGCAGAGUCUGCAGAGAUGUGUUUUGUGUUCUUAUGUGACGAAGAAGAGAGGGAAUUAGGCAGGCAACAAGCUUCAGGGUCAUGUCCUCACUGUGGAGGUAAAGUACAAGCCGUGGAUUUUGAAGGCCGGUGGAGGUUCUGUUUCUUGCCCAUAUGCUACAAGAUGAAGAGAAAAUAUUUUUGUACUUUAUGUUCCAGGCGGCUGGAAUUAUCUCCUUAAUAAGGACAAGGAGGUUGCUUUCUGAUUAUAGACCAAGAAAAUUAAGCUACUUAAUCGCUGAUUCCUAGAUGUCUUCUUUAUCUUGCAUGUCUUCUUCGCUCUUUUUUUUUUGUUAAUAAUUUUUUCCAUGUCUUUCGUUAUUAUGUUGUGAAGAGAGGGAUGGUUUCUUCAAUGAUUAAAUGUAUAUUAUGGCACCUGUAUUAAGUGGUUAUGGAGAUUCUGUGUUCCUUUCGUUGA